AUGUCUCCCUCACCUGUGCCCGGGCCUGGGUCCGACGAUGGAGAAAAUGCCUACGGUAGCACAACAAGUGCGUCUAUGGAAGGAUAUAGCCAGGUUGAUAUCGCAAACCUUCGGCGCAGAUUAAAUGACUUGGGAUAUCCGGUGGCCAGACAGUCGAAUGCUGGGGAGAGUGACUCCGCUUUGCCUCCAGGAAUGAGCUCUCGGGAGAAGGAAUUGUUAGAUAUGGUGUUAUCUCUCAUGACAUCUGUACCUGUUGAUCCUGCGCAGCUGGAGAGACAGGCGGAGACGAUCUCGUCGCUGACUGCACAGCGUGACUUUCUGGUUCGGCAGGCUGUAGUGGACCGCGAGAGAUGGCAGUCUGAGCGGGAGAGCUGGGAGCGCUCUGCAGAGGCUUUAUUGCUGGUCAGGAAUAGACCGAGCAAACCCGAAGACGCAGAACGCAUGCGCAUGUCAUACGAAGCAGAAAACAAAGCUCUGAGAGAUAAAUUGCAUGAGACGCAGCGCCGACAAGCGGCGCUUGAAGCAGAGCUUUUGAAACUUAAACCGAUGCUCCUCAUGCAGCCGUCUCCGAUAUCGCGACUAGACAAGGGCAAAGCUAAAGAGGCGCAACCUAAAUACCAAGUGGAAUUUGUCGAGCAGGGGCUAAAUCAAACACAACACAACGCCCUUAAAAAACAAUUAGCUGCUAAAGCAGCAGCUAGCGCUCACGCUACAGCGUCAACUUCAAAGGCCCCCGAUGCAUCCACGACUCCCACCGGUGCCGCUGCAACCAAUGCAAAUGCAGAUUCCAAUCAACAGCGGCCCCGAGACCCCAAAUCGCAACCCAAAAAAACUGGGCCUCCAUUAAUGUCCGACGCCUACAGCGAGCACUUACUCCUCGCCGCAAAAAGACUUGGUCGGAAACGUGUCGCGUUUAUCACAGGCUACAACCUGCAGGUUGAGAAGGAGGCACUCGCACAGGAGCAGGAGCAGGCGCGCGCCCAACAGGAGCUGGAAAGGGCGGAGCAGGAACGUAUGGCCAACGGUGCGAUGGCUCCAUACUAUCGCACAGGUGCUGAGGCGUCGACGUCUGCUUCUACAGUGGGAGGGAUGCCUGCGGCGAGCCCGUUGCGCGUGCCGCAUAUCAUCCCAGUAAUUGGUAACUCCCCGUUGCGCACGCCGAAGAGGGGCGGUAUCCACUUUUCGAACUUCGCUUCAGCUCAGAACAAUCUCGCUGCGCCUCCAGAGACACCUUUGGUGUAUGUCAAUGCGGACCCGGUGACGCGGUCACCGUGGGCCGGCAGCGGGGUAAUGGGCACGCCGAGGCAGAUCAAGGCGACAAUGGGGCGGCAGAACGGGCGUGCUACAACCACAACAGCGACAGCCACACCGGCAACCGACAAGGCGUCCGCGAGCAACCCGCCUACUCCUCUUGCAUCGCUUCUGGAUGCGGCACUCUUGAUCGACGGCGAAGGGAGCACCACGAGCAAGCUACGGGGUAAUAGUAAGGCCAAUGGAAAGGGGCGUGCGAUGGAUGAGCCGGAGAGUCCUUUGCCUCCACAAAAAAGGCGACGGGUGUCCGCUUCUGCGGGAGCGGGUAAUGGCAAGGGGAAUGUGGGGCAGGGCAAGGGACUGGAACGUGUGAGAACCGCACUUGAUGUGCUGGCGGAUCAAGCUGAUCAGGCGUCCGCUGCAUUCAUCGACGCGGAUCAAUCUGAGAGGCGGGGUGCGUCCUCGUUGGCUAAUUCGAAUAAUGCAGGGAAUAAGGGCAAGGGCAAGGCGCGGGAGCGGCAUUCAACAGAGGAACGCGCGGAAGAGCGGAAUGGCGAGGUAGAGGCCGGGCUGGGCAGGGGCAGAGCGACGCGGCGCGAAUCUGCGAGGAGCAUCAUUCCGCCGUCGCAGAUGUCUGUCAUAUCAACACGACCUGUUCGCCAGGCUUCGCGGAGACGCGCGGUGUCGCCACCUGUUCAGCAGCCCGGGUCGUCUAGCUCGGCAUCAUCCGCGCGGGGCAUGGCGAGGACGCGAGGCCGCACGAAGGCCACUUCGAAUACCACCACAACUCCCACCAGCGGCAGGCCGCAGCGCGGGAGGGUGGACAGCGAGGUGGGGUCGAUGCGGAUCAUUUCUCCUCCUGGGUCCCGUAUCAUCUCUCCUCCUGGCCCGCGAGUGAUUGCGCCAGGUCCGGGAUACUCCCCACUGGAUGAGGCGAUCGCGCUGUCAUCCUCGAGAGCGGCAGGCAAAGCGCCGGAGAGGGAAAGGGAAAGGGAACGGCGGAGUGAGGAACAUGAAUACGAGCGCGACUAUACGCCGCGGCAUCCCGCGCAGUCUCAACGCCAGCCACAACACCAAACCCAACCGAAUGAGCCAAAGAUUGGGGGUCUACGUCCCGUUGUCGCGUGGGGUCAGCGGGCCAGACCAAGCUCUUUUCAUUCUGGUUCUUCGCCUGUGCGUGGGAGCGACCGACGGCCCCCUGUGCCACCGCCGCGAGACACCCACGACCGCAAUGAUCAUGAUAACGACGACGAGGACGAGGACGAGGACGAUGUUGAUGAACUUGACGACGAUAAAAAUGACGACGGCGGCGAAGGUGCGACGGAGGCUGGGAGGGUGUCGGAGCCCUCUGCGUCUGUUGUUGCUGCUGCUGCUAUUUCUGUAGAAGAACCUGUGAACGAACCUUUACCUGAACCCGUGCCAAUAUCUGCUGAGCGUACGCCUAUACCUGCAUCAGAGCGUAUAUCUGUCGAGCCCAACCCCACACCUACUCCCGCCGCAUUUAUGCCUGCUGAAUCUACACCUGCACCCGAACCUGUUUUUGUUGAACCUACACCUACAUCUAUGCCUGUUGAAACUGCACCAACGACCGAAUCUACGUCGGAUGAGCCUACAUCCACACCCGAGCCGACAUCUACCAAGUCUGCACCAAUUGUCGAGUCAGUUUCUGUUGAAAAUGCAUCUAUAAGGGGGACUUCGUCCCGAGAUACACCUAACACCUGGGUAGAACCCCAAACACCUAUGGGAGUUGAUGAUGCCCCACCAGAUCCUGCGACAUUAGCAAAUGGACAUGUAAUAAACGACAUACAAUACGUGUCUCCUCUUCUCCCGUCAUCAUCAUCUUCUGUUGACGUUCAGCCUACCGCUCACUCACACACGGAUGACGUUUAUAUGAAGGAUCCUGAACCUACCAUAGACGAAGACGCGGACGCUGAGGCUGAUAUCGAUGCAGACGAUGAUCAAGACGCGGAAGGCGAACAGGAAGAUGAUGAAGAAAAUGACGAUGAUGUUGUUUCAACGAAACCUUCCAGGUCAAGGUCUCCACCACCGCCAGAUCCACCACCGCCUGGUCCAAGUGGUGGAUCGUCGCCUGGACCUGGCCAGGAUGAUGAACAUGACCCAGAUGCUGACGCCGAAGGAGAAGUCGAAUUCGAGGAUAACGAAGAUCAUUCUGGUAGUAUUGAUAAUGCGCUUUCGACAUCACAUCGAGGAGCGACGACGCAUGCCUUGAGCAACGUACACCAUACCCAACGUCCGACUAGCCCCUAUUCCAUCACUGUAAACCCGAAAUCCACGUGCACUGCGUCCAGAGAGCAUACUGUUUCCGGUUUAUCGGACACCCUCAAUACCGCAGCUCUAGGCUUGAUUAUCUCGGUACUCACUAAUAUACCUGCCAAGCUUGACCCAAAGCGUGGCUGGCGCGCGCACGAAUCGCGCUUUCGCAUGUUUCCGGCCAAAAGAGCAAACAAAAUUUCGUUCAAAUGGAGAAACUCCAAUGGUGCUCGACUCGGGCAGACCAGCUUUCCGGGCGAUUAUGCGCGUUUGACAAAUCCAUCUCUCUCCGAUUCGAGUUCCUCUAACACGGCCGCGCUUCUGAGACCUCCUACAAUCAACAUCAGGCUAUCGUGCGGUGCUCCUCCUGUCAUCAUCCCUUCCCUCGAAGUUGUUUCGUGA
Messenger RNA from Psilocybe cubensis, 3924 nucleotides. RefSeq lists its product as uncharacterized. NCBI's taxonomy places the organism in Eukaryota, Fungi, Basidiomycota, Agaricomycetes, Agaricales, Agrocybaceae. The transcript has 6 exons. The coding region runs from base 1 to 3924 and encodes 1307 amino acids. The record is from RefSeq and is a predicted model, not a curated record.